CUCACCAUCCCUCGUCCUGCAGAGACCACCAUGAGAGCCUUGAUUGGAGUGCUGUUGGUAGCCUUAGUGGCUGCAGAGCAGAAACGUUCAGCUGACCCUGGAAUUGGCUAUGGGGGACUUGGAGGCCUUGGCCUAGGAGGACUGGGUUAUGGGGGACUGGGUCAUGGAGGGCUUGGACUUGGUGGUCUUGGCUAUGGCUUAGGCCUGAAUGCUGGAUACGGAGGUGGAUACGGAGGCUAUGGUGGCCUCUUAAGUGCAGGCAACUACGCCAAUGGAUACAGCCACUCCACUGGAUACAACCAUGGAAACAACAUUCUAACUGGAUACGGAGGAUUGGGAGGACUGUCACAUGGCCAUCUUAACAAGCACUUGCUCGGCAAACGAAGUGCUGAUCCUGAACCAGGUUUAGCUUAUGGAGGACUCGGUGGACUUGGAGGACUUGGCCAUGGAGGCCUUGGACUUGGAGGGCUUGGCCAUGGAGGCCUUGGACUUGGAGGACUUGGCCAUGGAGGCCUUGGUCAUGGAGGGCUCGGCUAUGGAGGCCUUGGACUUGGUGGACUUGGAGGAAUUGGCCAUGGAGGCCUUGGACUUGGAGGGCUUGGCUAUGGAGGCCUAGGGCACGGUGGACUAGGUCAUGGCUUAGGCUUUAAUGCUGGAUUCGGUGGAGGAUUUGGUGGCCAUGGUGGUCUCUUGGAUGCCGGUAACUAUGCCCAUGGAUACAGUCACUCCACUGGGUACAGCCAUGGAAACCAUAUUGGAAAAUGCCCACAAAAGGAUUGGGUGGAGUGUUAG
Molecule: messenger RNA, 792 nt
Organism: Macrobrachium nipponense
Lineage: Eukaryota; Metazoa; Arthropoda; Malacostraca; Decapoda; Palaemonidae
Product: acanthoscurrin-1-like
Exons: 2
Coding region: 31-792 (253 amino acids)
Source: RefSeq, a predicted model, not a curated record